UGUAGCAGAGUGCAGUAGUGCACACGUGUGGUAGGGCAAUCUGCUGCUCUCGCCUGGUCUCUCCCGGUGGACGAAACUAUGAACAGUAGAAGCAUUAUGCCUGGAGGAGAGAGAAUCAACACUCUGCUUUCUAUUUUUUUUAAUAUUAUUUUUUGAGAAAUCAAAUUCAAAUACUGUAAAUUUUUUAUUUUUGAUUGUAAAGAGAAAACAAAAGUACCUAUGCUUUGAAAUUUCCCUUUAAUCAUACACCCAAAUUCCAGGUAGUGAGGACAUUGAAGAGGCUACUCCUAUGACAACGAAUUUGGAAUUUGGAGGAACUCAUGUUGUCAGGCCUAAAGGGAAACACCAGGCUACUUUAGUUUGGUUGCAUGGAAUGGGUGACAAAGGCUUGAGCUGGUCUCAGCUCUUCGAGACCCUUCCCCUUCCAAAUAUUAAGUGGAUUUGUCCAACUGCUCCUACUCGCCCAGUUGCACUUCUUGGGGGAUUUCCAUGCACUUCUUGGUUUGAUGUGGAAGAUAUGUCGCAAAGUGCUCCAGAUGAUUUGGAAGGUUUAGAUGCUUCAGCAGCACACAUCGCCAACCUUCUGUCCAGUGAACCCUCUGACAUCAAGCUUGGUAUUGGAGGUUUCAACGUAGGUGCUGCAAUCUCUCUGUAUUCUAUGAUAUGCCAAGUGUUAGGGCGAUACAGGAAUGGAAACCCCUAUCCUAUCUAUCUCAGUGUAGUUGUUGGACUAAGUGGAUGGCUGCCAUGUUCAAGUUCAUUGAAAACAUGGAUGGAAGAGUCUCAAGAAGCUCAGCAGCGUGCAGCGUCAUUGCCCAUUUUACUCUGCCAUGGAUCAGCUGAUGAAGUGGUUGCGCACGAUCAUGGAGAGAAAGCUGUGGAAACCCUUACUUCACUUGGAUUCCAGAAUAUUACUUUCAGGAGCUAUGAUGGGCUAGGUCAUUACACCAUCCCUGAAGAAACUGAAGAAGUCUGCAAAUGGCUAACCACAGUGUUGGAGCUUGAAGGGACCCCUUCAGAUUCGUAGAACCGUUAUACGCAGUGAUAUGGAAGUAAACUAAAAGGCAAAGUACCUUAUCAAGAGCAAAGCUAGCUAGCUAUAUGUUGAAAUGCUACUAAUAGAUGGCAAUAAGGAAACAUAUUUAUAGUAUAUAAUGAAAAACAUGGUAUAAUCCUUGUAUCUUGAAAAAUAUUAUUCGCAUAUGAAAUAUAUUACAUGAUGUUCUCUCUUCAUAAUCCUUGGACUAUUGAUAUUUUCUACCA
Chenopodium quinoa (quinoa) is the source of this 1263-nucleotide messenger RNA. Its product is annotated as acyl-protein thioesterase 1 homolog 1-like. NCBI's taxonomy places the organism in Eukaryota, Viridiplantae, Streptophyta, Magnoliopsida, Caryophyllales, Amaranthaceae. Gene Ontology annotation, molecular function: hydrolase activity. The transcript has 9 exons. The coding region runs from base 290 to 1027 and encodes 245 amino acids. The record is from RefSeq and is a predicted model, not a curated record.